Molecule: messenger RNA, 2185 nt
Organism: Hypoxylon fragiforme
Lineage: Eukaryota; Fungi; Ascomycota; Sordariomycetes; Xylariales; Hypoxylaceae
Product: putative MFS transporter
Exons: 5
Coding region: 630-2183 (517 amino acids)
Biological process (GO): transmembrane transport
Cellular component (GO): membrane
Molecular function (GO): transmembrane transporter activity
Source: RefSeq, a predicted model, not a curated record
CCUACAUGUACCUCUCAACUUCCCGGAUACAAAAUGCCGAAUCUUGGGGCAAGUGCUAUGGUAUUGUAGGCAGUUGCAUGUUACAGGUAAGGGGUGACGCAAGCAAGUGCCAUCAUGGAAUCUGCGUUGUUACUCUAUAACGCCGAUUACUACAACACACCCUCGUCUGACCGUUUCAAUCUUCACAACGCCCUGCAUGACAUGUAUACCGUCACUUCCCCGCUACCUCCGAGCGCCAUUCGGUCCAGAUGCCCCCCUGCGUCUUCUUUUCCCUUGCGUUAGGUACCUUGCCUAGUAUGUAUAUACUCGCAUAUCGUCGUAGUCACAAAGAGCCGGUCUAGAGCUUGCUUGAUUGGCGUCCUAUCAUAUCGCGUCCACCACUACAGGUAAGGUCGUGUUGAACAAAGAGCCGAAGAAAAGUUCUCCAUCAACCAGAAGCCACCCUGCGUCUUCGAUGGGGUAGUCACAUAAAGGGUGAUAAAUAGCCCUGUAGCUACCCGUAGGCGAGAACAGCUUCCUUUCCCAGCCCCAUUAUUUCUUAACUACAUCAAUGUAUGUAGCUCUCGCAAAUCUUCAAAUCUCUCUCUCCUCAUUGACAUUCCCCUCAAUGGGAAAAUAAGCCUGUCGACAUGGCCAAACCUGACGAGAUCACAAGCUCUGCUGGCCAGAAAACCGAUAUCGAAGGGUCAACCUCACUACAUGAACAUGCUGUCGAGAAAGAUGUCCAUCUCGCUGCUGAAGAGGGGUUUGCCGUAACAGAUAGCCAAGGCGUGCCCAUCGUCCAGUUCGACGAGGUGGCCGAGAGAAAGCUCCGGAAUAAGAUUGAUAUUAUGGUCGUGCCGACAAUAUCUCUACUGUACCUCUUCUGUUUCAUCGACCGCGCAAAUGUCGGCAAUGCAAGAUUGGCCGGGCUGGAGAGGGAUCUAAACAUGCACGGCAACGACUACAACUUGCUGCUCUCCGUUUUCUUCGUCAGCUACAUCACCAUGGAAAUCCCGUCUAACCUUCUCUGCAAGCGGAUUGGCCCCGGCUGGUUCAUACCCUUCAUCUCUUUCAGCUUCGGCGUGUGCUCUCUCGGCACCGCCUUCGUUCAUGAUCUGCCGGCAGCUUGUGGCGUCCGUUUUCUCCUCGGCAUCUUUGAGUCCGGGAUGAUGCCCGCCAUGUCUUACUAUCUUUCGCGAUGGUACCGCCGCUCCGAGUUGGUUUUUCGUAUUUCUCUAUUUAUCGUCGCGGCACCGUUGGCUGGUGCCUUCGGAGGCCUGCUGGCUUCGGGUAUCUUAACUCUACCUAACAUCGGUAGUAUUCACUCCUGGCGCAUGAUAUUCUUGGUCGAGGGAAUCAUCACGAUAGGGCUAUCGCUGAUCGCCUUCGUGACGCUCACCGACCGUCCGGAAACAGCUCGCUGGCUUACACAAGAGGAGAAAGCCUUGGCUAUUGCACGUGUCAAAUCAGAACGUUUGGCACAAACUGUUGUUCUCGACAAGACUAACCGUAGGAAACUGUGGCUAGGGUUCUAUAACCCCGUCGUUAUAUCUACUGGUGUGAUCUUUCUCUUUAACAACAUUACCGUACAAGGACUAGCUGUCUUUGCGCCCACCAUUGUUGCGAGCAUCUACCCCUCGUACUCAAUAAUCCAGCAGCAGCUAUACACAGUCCCGCCGUACGUAGUCGGGGCUCUCUUCGAGCUCAUCAUUCCGCUGAUGAGCUGGCGUCUCGACAAGCGGCAGAUCUUCCUCAUCUCCACCGCGCCGCUUACCAUGAUGGGCUACAUCAUGUUCCUAGCCAGCCACAACCCCACGGUGCGAUACGCGGCGACCUUCUUCACGGCCAUCAGCUGCUUCGCGGUCGGCGCGCUCACGAACGCCCAAGCCUCAGCGCAGGUCAUCAGCGACUCAGCGCGCUCCAUGUCCCUCGCCACCAACAUGAUGUUCGGCAAUAUCGGCGGCCUCGUCGCCACCUGGUCCUACCUCAGCCGCGACGCUCCCAACUACCCUAUCGGCAACGGCCUCAACCUCGCCUCCGCCACCAUGGUCUUGCUUGUCUCUACCGCCGCUCUGGUCUGGAUGCGCAUGGACAAUAAGAGGCGUGAUCGUCUGGAUACGGAGAAGGAGCUUGAAGGGUUGUCGCAGGCGGAGAUUGAGAGUCUGGAGUGGAGGCAUCCGGGGUGGAGGUGGAAGGCUUGAGG